CACUCACGGGGGCCGCCGUGAGACUAGAACUGGCCGGGGCAAUCGCUGCCAUCGUAUUGAAUACGCUCGCCCGUCAUUGGCCCACUCAUGAUUCCUUCUCACCAGCCCCUUUUGCCACUGGUCUGGGGCUGUGCUUGCAUAACUCUGGCUUUCUCCAGUUUACUCCACAAGUCGAACAGUCAACUGGAGUCACUGAGUCAGGAUGAUGACUCAUGGUGAUGAGGUCGAGCAUCUUCUCCAGCUUGACUCAGCGCCAUGAAGUCACUGCCGCUUUGGGUCUAGUGGCCCGUGAGCUCCACCCGCCGCCGCAAAUAUACAUCCGAUCGCAUCUGCUUCCAUGUAGAUAGUUCUCCAGCUUGUCCAGCGUCCUUUACCACUCCAGCUAAGGCAUUUUAACAUGAGCAACACACAAACAGGAAGCUCUGCCAGCGUUGGCCCUGCUGCCGGUCAGCGACCAGUGUCCAAGGCGGAAGCUUCGAACCCCCGAGAGUUCCAACUCAACCAGCUAAGACGACGCUUCCGUCUGACAGAAACCAGCAAUGAUGAUGGAACCACAUUGACUUUCGGAAUGGCACCAUCCGAUCCUGACUUUCCCUUUGAGAUGGAUCAGCUUCAGUGCGUGCUGCAUGUUCCCCGGACGUACCCUGCGCAAGGACGGCCGUCUAUCAAAGUCACCAAUCCUGAAAUGGGCAGCGCGUUUCAGGAGAAUGUGUCGAGGGGUUUCGAUGAUAUUGUCGACAGCACGAUUAGGAGUGGUGGUCGUGCCACUCUACUCAGUUGGAUUAAUAGUCUUGAUCGACAUCUGGAACGCUUGCUCACUACUACGGAACGGGGCCCUACAUUGAAGUUUGUGCCCAACAUGGGCAGUCAAGGGCAAGCCGAGCAGAAGCUAGCCCAGGAUAUGAGGGCUCUAGCUGUGUCCUCUGAAAACAAAAAAGCCCCAAGUCGGGAAUCAACUGUCCAGCCUCCAGCUCCCGUUUACACCGCGGAGGAGAAGGCUCAGGCGGAGAAACGGAGAGUAGUCGAGACGAAGCAACUGGACGCUCGACUGGGGAGACUGCCUCUGUACCAAAAGUCCAGUGAUGGGCUGUCCUUUGUGAUCCCCAUCCAGCCGGCUAAGAUUGAUCGUUUACCCGUUUCUGUUCGCUCUGUCAAGUCGGUGAAGCUCCUGGUGCCUCGUUUGUAUCCUCUUGAACCAAGUGUGAUACAAUUGCAGGGUAUUGAUAGCCUUGAAGGUAGAGCUGUGGAAGCCGGCUUUUCGCAGUGGGUUGAAGGAAAUAAGCAAUUGAACCUGAUGUCACAAGUCAACUACUUGACGAGCAAUAUGCAUAAUUUCGCCAAGACACCGCUGAAAGCCGCUGAGCCAGCUCCUGCACCUGCACCUGUGCUCCCUGCGAGUGUGCCCAGUGAGCCGGUAUUCCAAGCGGAAGGAACACCGUUGGAGGAUAAGCCACAUGUUCAUGUCGUACCGCGGCCCCCGGAGUGGACUGUGGGCGAUAACAGCAGUGGCACUGAUGACACGGAUAUCACUGCAUCUGAGGAUGAGCUGUCUGAUGAUGAGGAGGACGGCGGUGCCCCAGUCCCAGAUCUUCCGGAGCCUACGACAACUGAGCGCGGAGUCGCUCUCUCGUUCCCUUUCUUGGAACUCUACGGGAUUGAGCUUCUGGAACUCGUGGGUCUCUAUAUCACUGUCAAGUGCGACAGGUGCAAGGAAUAUCUCGAUGUCAGAAACAUUCCACAGAUCAAGGACAAGAGCGAUGAGCUGUCUCCCAAGAUUGAGACGUGCAAGAAAUGCGCGAAUACCAUGAGCCUUGGAUUCCGUCGACAGCUUAUGCACCCUAGCUCCACUCGGGCGGGUUAUCUUGACCUGGAUGGAUGUACUGUCGUAGAUCUUCUUCCUAGUAGCUUUAUCCCGACGUGCGCGGAAUGCUCCACGGCGUUUCCUGCACCUGGUGUCGUUGCCGUUCGAGGCGAGAGUGCCAUGGCAAAUUGUCGUCAAUGUCACCGCAAGAUGGUCCUGAAAAUCCCCGAGGUCAAGUUCCUGAAAGUGGGAUCCGCAGCAUAUUCCUCUCGCUUUCGUGCUCCUCCACGCAAGAAGCCCAAGGAACUCCUCGGUAUCGUUGCAGGUCAAGAACUGCCUCGUCGCGGCCGUUGUACACAUUAUGGCAAGAGUUAUCGGUGGUUUCGAUUCAGCUGCUGUGCAAAGGUCUUUCCUUGUGAUAAAUGCCACGACGCGGCUGAGGAUCAUCCCAACGAGCAUGCAAACCGCAUGAUCUGUGGCUUCUGCUCACGAGAGCAAAUCUACCGCCCCGAGAACUGCGGAAUAUGCCGCGUAGUCCUCAUUGGGAAAGCCGGAAGCGGCUUCUGGGAGGGUGGAAAGGGCACGAGGAAUAGGGUGCUGAUGAGUCGAAAGGAUCCACGCAAAUAUAAGCGCCGCGGAGGAACAACACCAGGUGGUGCUAGUUCGAAAAAAUGAGAUACUAUAUAUAAUGAAACUGAUCAUUCCCGCGC
Molecule: messenger RNA, 2511 nt
Organism: Aspergillus ibericus CBS 121593
Lineage: Eukaryota; Fungi; Ascomycota; Eurotiomycetes; Eurotiales; Aspergillaceae
Exons: 9
Coding region: 398-2476 (692 amino acids)
Molecular function (GO): zinc ion binding
Source: RefSeq, a predicted model, not a curated record